AUGAAAAAGGAGUUCACCGAUGAGGUUAUAAUCCAAUCUGCGAUGAGGCACAAGAACAUUGUCAUGCUCAUAGGCUGCUGCUUGGAGCUGGAUGUUCCCAUGUUGGUGUAUGAGUUUGCAGCGAGAGGGAGUCUGUAUGAUGUUCUCUUCAAGUGCAGAGAUAGGAUUCUGGUAGGCACACGAUUGCGGAUUGCCAUUGGGUCAGCCAAAGGCUUAACAUACAUGCAUUCAGCAGGGGAGGGUACAAUCCGUCAUGGUGACGUGAAAUCUGCCAACAUCGUUCUCGAUAAAAAGUUCACCCCAAAGGUUUCAGACUUUGGGACAUCAAAGCUACUCGCGAGAGGAAAAGCUGAGAUGACAGAACAUGUCAUUGGGGACAUGAGCUACAUAAAUCCGAUAUAUAUGGAGCAAGGGAUUGUUACACAGAAGAGCGAUGUCUAUGGUUUCGGAGUUGUCCUCAUAGAACUUAUCACAAGGAGGCCUGCAACAUAUGAUGCUGAGAGGAGCUAUGUUGCAAACUUUGUUGAAGCUUGUCUAGCAAAAAGAGCAAGAAACUUUAUUGAUAACAAUAUUACAAGCGAGGCGGAUAUCGAUCUCUUGGAAAUGGUCAGCAGGGUCACCGUGGAUUGUCUGAAGCCCAAUCCAGGAGAACGACAAGACAUGAAACAAGUAGAGAACCGCCUCCUCGAGAUUGUUGCACAUUCUGUGGACCAUAGUCAGGAGAGGAACUACGAGGGAGAUCUUAGUCCGGCACCGGAUGAUGUUGCUUUGCUUAAAGCCUUCGGAGAAUGA
Triticum turgidum subsp. durum (durum wheat) is the source of this 792-nucleotide messenger RNA. The record is from the annotation of a GenBank genome assembly. NCBI's taxonomy places the organism in Eukaryota, Viridiplantae, Streptophyta, Magnoliopsida, Poales, Poaceae.